Wasmannia auropunctata (little fire ant) is the source of this 912-nucleotide messenger RNA. RefSeq lists its product as uncharacterized. The transcript has 2 exons. Lineage: Eukaryota; Metazoa; Arthropoda; Insecta; Hymenoptera; Formicidae. The coding region runs from base 121 to 654 and encodes 177 amino acids. The record is from RefSeq and is a predicted model, not a curated record.
AUACUCCAUGCGCGAGUUCGUUUGUAGUUUGAAAGUUAUUCCGCCAUGUUGUGUACACUUACGUAUAUGGCGAUGAACAUUAACGAGAAAUGAUCCUUUGCUACGACAAAUCUCGCGAUAAUGGCUGAUGUGUCGAACUUCGAUGAAGAGUUUAAAUCCGAGAGGACCGUCCGCAAACGCAGGUCGUCGAUUUUCCAGACGCGCGCUGUGGUGCAUAACCGCGAUGAAGAUGACAAUGAAGUUAUAACCAACGACAGACUCACAUCAAACAAAGACGAAGGAGAAUGCAAUGCAAAGGACGAGGCCUUUAAUCUGAAGGAAUAUAUAGAGAGGCUCAGGCAGGAGCGAAGGGACUGGCAGCAGGAGUACAGGAGUCGUAAGACACAACGGAGAAACUUGACCAAGCAGAAGGCGAGCGCGGAGGGACAGGGACAGGUUCUCGAUAUAAACGUACUGACCGAGGCCGAGAGAGCCUUCGUCUUGACGCGCCCCAAUUACGAGCACAUCUGCAGGAACAGUCAGAAAUUGUUGGACGUGGCGUUAAGGAUAUCUACACUCAGUCAACAUGUACAUAAAUUGAAUCGGAGAUUCAUGGAGAAGAUGGAGGACAACAUAUCCAGGGCCACCGUAAACGUUAUCAAGCGCUCGUUGUAGGAGCAACAGUGAAGCGGAGAGCAGCGUGGUUUUAGGUGUAGUUUAUUCUUUCAGCUCUAUUAAAUUUACAGGCGACAGGAGCAUCAUAGUAAAAGUAUAUAAAUAACACUUAAAUUAAUUAAAUACACAACAACACUACGCACGGUUGAUUAUACAAUACUUACUUCGCGUACGACAGUCGCGUUCCUCGGCGUAUUCACACCGACGAGAUACGAGAUAAUAUAAUAUGUAAUAAAUAUACGAAAUAAUUUAUACCGA